Molecule: messenger RNA, 1756 nt
Organism: Gossypium raimondii (Peruvian cotton)
Lineage: Eukaryota; Viridiplantae; Streptophyta; Magnoliopsida; Malvales; Malvaceae
Product: cytochrome P450 94A1
Exons: 1
Coding region: 84-1664 (526 amino acids)
Molecular function (GO): heme binding; iron ion binding; monooxygenase activity
Source: RefSeq, a predicted model, not a curated record
ACCAUAUCCACACUCUUCUAGCUUUUGUAUGUUUUCUGCACUACCCCAUUCGAAGACCACGAAGCAAAAGGAACUGAUCAACAAUGGCAGACUUUGAUCCUCUAAAUAACAUUAGUCCCCUGCUUCCAUUACUAGCUUUAUUAUCCCUUUGUCUCCUUCCCUUCAUCUUCUUCCCCAUUUUCCGCCGUCAAAAACAAGCUCCGCCGAGCAAAAACCCGACUCCACAGUCGUACCCUAUAAUUGGAAACCUCCCGGGUUUCCUCCGCAACCGCCACCGUUUCCACGAUUGGGUCGCCGACAUGCUCUCUCAAACGCCAACAUCCACUCUCCAAGUCAACAACUUCCUCAACCUCUCUCGCGGCGUUUGCACCGCUAACCCCGCCAACCUCCACCACCUCCUCGUCGCCAAUUUCCCCAACUACAUCAAAGGCUCUCGGUUCCACGAUUUCCUCCACGACCUCCUCGGCGACGGCAUAUUCGGUAUCGAUGGCCAUCUCUGGACUAUGCAACGUAAGCUCUCGAGUCACGAAUUCAACACCAAAUCACUCAGACAUUUCAUCUCUAACGUCGUAACUUCCCAGCUCGAUCAAAACCUCGUACCGUAUCUCUACACCGCUUGUAACGAAAACCGAAUCAUCGAUCUUCAAGAGAUUUUACAAAGAUUUUCAUUCAUUAACAUUUGUAAAGUCGCGUUUGGUGUAGAUAUUGAAUCUAUGGAUAAUUCAGGUUUCGCUAAAGCUUUCAACGACGCCGUUGAUAUCUGUUCUUCGAGAUUCUUCGCUCCGAUUCCCGCCGUUUGGAGAAUCAAGAGAUCGUUGAACAUCGGAUCGGAGAAAAAAUUGAAAGAAUCAAUCAAAAUAAUCGAUGAUUUCGCUUUUGAAAUCAUCAAAUCAAAAGCAAAACAAGAACAAUACGACAGAAUCUAUCCCGAUUGGAGAAAUCAAGAUCUGUUAUCGAGAUUCAUGGCGAAAACGUCAUCGGAGAUAGAAUUCGACGACGAAGCAAAGAAGAGAAAGUUCUUACGAGAUAUAAUCAUAAGCUUCAUCCUGGCCGGUAAAGAUUCAACGUCGACGGCGUUGACUUGGUUUUUCUGGUUAAUCAACGGCCACCCAGAUUGCGACCGUUUGAUUCUUAACGAAGUAACAACACUAGAUCCUACUUUCACAUACGAUGAUUUAAAGAGUUUGAAUUACCUACAUGCGGCUCUAUCGGAAUCGCUACGGUUGUUUCCUCCGGUACCAAUCAAUUCAAGAUUAACGGUGAGUGAUGAUGUUUGGCCUGAUGGUACCCGCGUGUCAAAAGGUUGGUUCGCUGAUUAUUCUGCUUACGCUAUGGGGAGGAUGGAGAAAGUGUGGGGCCCUGACUGUAGAGAAUUUAAACCCGAAAGAUGGUUGCCCGGGGGUGAUGGCGUUUUUAAGCCGUCUGAUCAGUUUAAAUUUCCGGCGUUUCAUUGUGGGCCCAGGACGUGUUUGGGUAAAGAUAUGGCUUUUGUACAGAUGAAGACGAUCGUAGUGGCUUUGAUGCGUGAAUUCGAGAUCAUAGCGGUUGAUGGUGGUGCGAGUGCAGAGAAAAUGAUGGACCCUCCUUACACUUUAUCACUUCUUUUGAAAAUGAGAGGUGGCUUUCUUGUUAGAUUAAAGAAAAGGGGGUUUAAUCCGAAUUAAUCCGAUGUCGUAUUGUAAAAAUUUUAAAUUUAGAUUAUUGUAAUUAUAUUAAUAUUUUUCGUAUUGAAUUUUAUAUUAUGUAUCUUUCGUAA